AUGUCUAAGGGGAUUCUGCAGGUGCACCCUCCGAUCUGCGACUGUCCCGGCUGUCGAAUAUCUUCCCCAGUGAACCGGGGACGGCUGGCAGACAAGAGGACGGUUGCCCCGCCCCCUGCCCGGGUCCUGAAGAAGGAGCAGACCCCCAGCUUCUCCACUAGUGAUGGUGACAGUGAUGGGAGUGGGCCAGCCUGCGGGUGGAGGCCAGACCUAAAGCAGGAGAAUGACCCGCAUGUCCGUAUCAUGAAGAGAAGGGUCCACACCCACUGGGAUGUGAACAUCUCCUUCCGAGAGACAUCCUGCAGCCAGGACAGCAAUAUCCCCACCCUCAUAUCCAGCGUCCAUCGCAGCCGCCACCUCGUGAUGCCAGAGCAUCAGAGCCGCUGUGAGUUCCAGAGAGGCAGCGUGGAGAUCGGCCUAGGACCUGCAGGUGACCUGUUGGGCAAGAGGCUGGGCCGCUCCCCUCACAUCAGCAGCGACUGCUCUUCAGAGAAGAGGGCCCGAAGAGAGUCCCCCCAAGAGAGUCUGCUGCUGCCAGAGCUGGGGCCCAGCAUGGCUCCAGAGGAACACUACCGCCGGCUUGUGUCAGCACUGAAUGAGGCUGGCACCUUUGAGGACACUCAGCGUCUCUACCACCUGGGCCUCCCCAGCCAUGAUCUUCUGAGGGUCCGGCAAGAGGUGGCAGCUGCGGCUUUGAGGAGCCCCAGUGGCCUGGAAGUCCACCUGCCUUCAUCUCCUGCAGGUCAGCGUCGGAAGCAGGGCCUGGCUCAACACCGAGAGGGCCCUGCCCCAGCUGCCUCCGCGUCCUUCUCAGACAGGGAGCUGCCGCAGCCGCCCCCUCUGCUGUCGCCCCAGAAUGCCCCUCACAUCGCCCUGGGCCCUCAUCUCAGGCACCCCUUUUUGGGGGUACCCUCGGCUCUGUGCCAGACACCAGGCUACGGUUUUCUGCCCCCCGCCCAAGCGGAGAUGUUUGCCCGGCAGCAGGAGCUCCUGCGGAAGCAGAGCCUAGCGCGGUUGGAGCUGUCUGCGGACCUGCUACGCCAGAAGGAGCUGGAAUGUGCGCGUCCGCAGCAGGUGGCGCCCGAGGCCGCCCUGCGUUCCCCCGACGGCACCGAGGAGUUGCAGCGGCGCGGGGCCAUGCUGGUGCUGAAACACAGCUCCGCACCGCUGUUGGCCCUGCCCCCGGAGUCUGGGCCUCCCACCCCACCCAGAGAGCCUGCCCGCCGAGUCUCCCGAAAAGGGGUCCCUGGCUCUGCCUCCACCCAGCCCAGCGACUCCAAGGAGAUGACAGGAACUGUGCUCUGGACACAAGAUGGCUCAGAGGAUGAGACCCCCAAAGACUCAGACGGAGAAGAUUCCGAGAUGGCUGCUGGGGGCAGGGGCCUCACCCCAGGCCAAGUGCCAGCUGGAGGAGCCAGUGCAGAGGGGAAGGGGCUUCUCUCAGGAUCCACACUGCCCCUGGGCUUCCCCUAUACCAUCAGCCCCUACUUCCACACAGGUGCUGUGGGGGGACUCUUUAUGGAUGGGGAGGAAGCCACAGCCCCUGAGGAUGUCAGCAAGUGGACCGUGGAUGAUGUCUGCAGCUUUGUGGGGGGCCUGUCUGGCUGUGCGGAGUAUACUCGGGUCUUCAGAGAACAAGGUAUAGAUGGGGAGACCCUGCCAUUGCUGACUGAGGAGCACCUGCUCACCACAAUGGGGCUGAAGCUGGGGCCAGCCCUCAAGAUCCGGACUCAGGUGGCUAGGCGCCUAGGCCGAGUCUUCUACAUGGCAAGCUUCCCGGUGGCAUUGCCACUGCAGCCACCAACCCUACGAGCCCCAGAGCAGGAGCUCAGCACAGGAGAACGGCACCCAUCCCCAGCAACAGUCCCCUCCCCCUAUGCAGGGGCUCACCACCCAGCAAGCCGAGCUUCACCCAAGCAGGAAAAUGGGACCUUGGCUCUGCUCCCAGGACCCCCAGACUCCUCCCAGCCCCUGUGUUAA
This is a messenger RNA of Otolemur garnettii (small-eared galago), 1980 nucleotides long. It is a transcript of the gene SAMD11, whose product is annotated as sterile alpha motif domain containing 11. The record is from RefSeq and is a predicted model, not a curated record. The transcript has 13 exons. Gene Ontology annotation, molecular function: protein binding. Bases 1 to 1980 code for a protein of 659 amino acids. NCBI's taxonomy places the organism in Eukaryota, Metazoa, Chordata, Mammalia, Primates, Galagidae.